This is a messenger RNA of Trichomonas vaginalis G3, 366 nucleotides long. RefSeq lists its product as uncharacterized. Lineage: Eukaryota; Parabasalia; Trichomonadida; Trichomonadidae. The record is from RefSeq and is a predicted model, not a curated record. The transcript has a single exon. Bases 1 to 366 code for a protein of 121 amino acids.
AUGUUUGAUAAAGUUAUGAUAAAGAUGAAACAAAUUCCAGAACUCUCUCCGGAACAAAGAGAAAAGUAUGGAAAGGAACUCCAAUACAUCAAAAAUUCCGUCGAUAAUCUCAAUAAUUCAUUGAAAACCUCUGAUCAGUUAAAUUCUGAGAUAGAAAAAGUUCACGCCAAAUGCCUCGACUUACAUAAGUCAGUUGAUACAACUGCAGCCCAAUAUGAGCAACUCAAUCAAGCAAUUUUAAGAUUUAAGACUUGCAUUACUGAUUUCAACAAUUUGAACACAGACAUCGAAAAGGCUUGGAAUGAGCUUGGUGAAGUAGAGCAAAAGCUUAAAAGUAAACAAACAACUGAUUCCAAAGCAAAUUAA